This is a messenger RNA of Lutra lutra (Eurasian river otter), 4085 nucleotides long. RefSeq names its product R3H domain containing 2 (gene R3HDM2). The transcript is spliced from 28 exons. Lineage: Eukaryota; Metazoa; Chordata; Mammalia; Carnivora; Mustelidae. The record is from RefSeq and is a predicted model, not a curated record. Gene Ontology annotation, molecular function: nucleic acid binding. Bases 370 to 3525 code for a protein of 1051 amino acids.
CAAGCCCCUUUCCCCUCCCCCGCCCCAGUCCCCCCUGCUCCCCCGCCUGGGUCCGGGGGAAACCCCCGCCGAGAAGAGCCCGCCCCCAGAAGCGCGCCGCCGCCGGCCGUCGGGGCCGAGCCGCAGCCGAGCGGCCGUGGGCCCGGGCGGCGGGCGGAGACGCGGGCGCCGUCCCCGCUACGGCCCGCGUUAGCUGGAAUGUUUUUAUAAAGAGAUAUCCUCUCCAUCAUCUGUUUGGUUACUGUGAGGUACAUCUUGCACAGGAAAGGUUAGACUUGUUUCUUAUGUGAUGCCAUUCCAGCACUGGACUCAUGGAGGCUGAACAUUUAUUCAGGAGUCCGUAGAGCCCACUGUAUUAUAUUGAAGAAGAUGUCUAACAGUAACACUAUUCAAGAGACCCUGGAAAUAAUGAAAGAAUCAGAAAAAAAACUGGUGGAAGAAUCUGUAAGCAAAAACAAGUUUAUAUCUAAGACUCCAAGUAAGGAAGAAACUGAGAAGGAGAGUGAAGAUACUGGUUUGCGUCCAGAGACACAGGAUUAUGAGUCCCUUUUGGACAAGAGGCGGACAUCCAACCAUGGUCAUGCCAGGAAAAGAGCCAAGUCUAAUUCCAAGCUGAAGUUGGUGCGCAGCCUGGCAGUGUGUGAGGAGUCCUCUGCCCCAUUUGCUGAUGGACCACUAGAAACCCAGGAUAUAAUUCAGUUGCACAUCAGCUGCCCCUCUGACAAGGAGGAAGAAAAAUCCACGAAGGAUGUCUCUGAAAAGGAAGACAAGGACAAAAACAAAGAAAAGGUCCCAAGGAAGAUGCUUUCUAGGGACUCCAGCCAAGAAUAUACAGACUCCACUGGAAUAGACCUACAUGAAUUUCUUGUAAAUACACUGAAAAAGAACCCAAGGGACAGAAUGAUGCUGCUAAAAUUAGAACAGGAGAUUCUGGAAUUUAUUAAUGACAACAAUAACCAGUUCAAGAAGUUCCCUCAGAUGACCUCAUAUCACCGGAUGCUAUUACACCGGGUAGCUGCCUAUUUUGGGAUGGACCACAAUGUUGAUCAAACUGGAAAAGCUGUCAUCAUCAACAAAACCAGUAACACAAGAAUCCCCGAACAGAGAUUCUCAGAACACAUAAAGGAUGAGAAGAAUACAGAAUUUCAACAGAGAUUCAUUCUCAAGAGAGAUGACGCCAGUAUGGACCGAGAUGAUAACCAGAUCAGAGUUCCAUUGCAGGAUGGAAGGAGGAGCAAGUCAAUAGAAGAGAGAGAGGAGGAAUAUCAAAGGGUCCGAGAGAGAAUAUUUGCCCGAGAGACUGGCCAGAACGGAUAUCUAAAUGACAUCAGACUCUCCAAAGAAGCCUUUUCUUCUAGCUCUCACAAGAGAAGGCAGAUUUUUAGGGGGAACCGUGAGGGGCUGAGCCGAACCUCAAGCAGCCGCCAAAGCAGCACAGACAGCGAACUCAAAUCCCUGGAGCCACGGCCUUGGAGCAGCACAGACUCCGAUGGCUCUGUCCGGAGUAUGCGGCCCCCUGUCACCAAAGCCAGCAGCUUCAGUGGAAUCUCUAUCCUCACCCGAGGGGACAGCAUCGGGAGCAGUAAAGGUGGCAGUGCAGGAAGGAUCUCCAGGCCAGGUAUGGCACUAGGUGCCCCAGAAGUGUGCAGCCCGGUCACCUCAUCCCAGUCUGUCCGGGGCCUUCUCCCUUGUACUGCCCAGCAGCAGCCGCAGCAGCCGCCACAGCCGCAGCUUCCUUCUCUCCCACCCACGCCUCAGCAACAGCCACCCUUGAAUAAUCACAUGAUCUCACAGCCAGUCCCGGCUCUGCAGCCCUCUCCGCAGCCUGUUCAGUUCUCUCCAGGCUCCUGUCCCCAAGUCCUUCUGCCAGUCUCUCCGCCCCAGCAGUACAAUAUGGCAGAGGACCUCAGCAACCCCUUUGGACAAAUGAGCCUUAGCCGCCAAGGUUCUACUGAAGCAGCUGACCCAUCCUCAGCUCUGUUCCAGCCCCCGCUUAUCUCCCAGCACCCCCAGCAGACUAGCUUCAUUAUGGCGUCUACGGGACAGCCCCUCCCCACGUCCAGCUAUUCCCCUUCUAGUCAUGCGCCACCUACUCAGCAAGUUCUGCCGCCCCAGGGCUACAUGCAGCCCCCUCAACAGAUCCAGGUUUCUUACUAUCCCCCUGGACAGUAUCCUAAUUCCAACCAGCAAUACCGACCUCUGUCUCACCCGGUGGCCUACAGCCCCCAACGUGGUCAGCAGCUGCCUCAGCCAUCCCAGCAGCCUGGUUUACAGCCCAUGAUGCCUAACCAGCAGCAGGCGGCUUACCAAGGCAUGAUUGGGGUCCAGCAGCCACAGAACCAGGGCCUGCUCAGCAACCAGAGGAGCAGCAUGGGGGGCCAGAUGCAAGGCCUGGUGGUUCAGUACACUCCACUGCCUUCUUACCAAGUCCCAGUGGGUAAUGACUCGCAAAAUGUGGUCCAGCCGCCUUUCCAGCAACCCAUGCUGGUCCCUGCGAGCCAGUCUGUGCAAGGGGGCCUCCCGGCAGGGGGCGUACCAGUGUACUACAGCGUGAUCCCACCCGCUCAGCAGAACGGUACGAGCCCUUCUGUGGGGUUUCUGCAACCUCCCGGCACUGAGCAGUACCAGAUGCCUCAGUCUCCCUCUCCCUGCAGUCCACCACAGAUGCCACAGCAGUACUCAGGAGUGUCACCUUCUGGACCAGGUGUGGUGGUCAUGCAGCUGAAUGUCCCUAAUGGACCCCAGCCUCCCCAGAACCCAUCCAUGGUCCAGUGGAGUCACUGUAAAUAUUACAGCAUGGACCAGCGUGGGCAGAAACCUGGAGACCUAUACAAUCCUGAGAGUAACCCCCAGGCCAGCACUCAAAUGAGCAGCAGCCCCGUCACAUCUCCUACCCAGUCUCCAGCACCCUCUCCUGUCACCAGUCUCAGCAAUGUCUGCACAGGACUCAGUCCCCUUCCUGUCCUCACACAGUUCCCCCGGCCUGGGGGUCCAGCACAGGGUGAUGGGCGCUACUCCCUCUUGGGCCAGCCAUUGCAGUACAAUCUGUCUAUCUGCCCUCCCUUGCUCCAUGGCCAGUCAACUUACACGGUACACCAGGGACAGAGUGGAUUGAAGCAUGGAAACCGGAGCAAAAGACAAGCACUCAAAUCUGCCUCCACUGAUCUGGGGACAACAGACGUCGUCCUGGGCCGGGUGCUGGAGGUGACAGAUCUCCCUGAGGGCAUCACUCGGACCGAAGCGGACAAACUCUUCACUCAGCUUGCCAUGUCUGGCGCCAAGAUCCAGUGGCUCAAGGAUGCUCAGGGGCUGCCUGGCGGGGGUGGGGGGGACAACGGUGGGACUGCUGAGAACGGCCGCCAUGCAGACCUCGCUGCCUUGUACACCAUCGUGGCUGUGUUUCCCAGCCCCCUGGCUGCCCAGAAUGCCUCCCUUCGCCUCAACAACUCUGUGAGUCGCUUCAAACUUCGAGUGGCCAAAAAGAACUAUGACCUGAGGAUCCUGGAGCGAGCCAGCUCCCAAUAAACGGAGGAGGGGAAGGCACCAGCGCAGUGGGGGGAUGGGGGAGGGGGCCAAGGGAUCCCGACAGACCACGGACAGAGGAAGAAGGGAAGGUGACAGACACUGAACUGGAGCCUAAGACAGUGGGGAUAAAGAUGGAACAGACACACUGGCACUGGACUCCUUCUCACUCCCCUGCCAUGGGUCCCCUCUUUUUCCCUGGUUGGCCCCCCCCCUUGCUUCCCUCUCCUUCCCAUCCUCUUCUGCCAUUUUUUAAUCUCUUCUCCCACCAUGAAAUUAAUUUUUUUCAUAUUUUUUUGGUCAGGUAGAUUUGGGAGGGUCCCACACUCCCCUAUUCGAUCUCCUUACCAUCCCAAGCACCCUUUUCAUUUCUGGUCUUUAUGAAUAUAUUUAUAUGGACAGAAUUAAGAAAAGCAAAAUUGAUUUCCCCUUCCUCUCACUUCCCCCAUCUUGUCUCCCCAAACCCCAAAGAGUUAAAACUUGGGCCUCCCCCCACCUCCCAGAACACUUGUAUAUUGUUUGUUUGAGGUUUGUGCCACAGUAACAGACAGUAUUUAAUUGCA